AUGCGUGAACAAUGUGAAUAUGUCAAUGUAGAAGAUAUUGUGGUGCAUGAAAGUGAUUCAAGUUUUGUGUUUGAUGACGAAUUUGUCGAGACUGAGUACGUGGGUACGACUGAUAAUGAAGAUUGGCUAGUUGAAGAAAGAAAAAUAAUGGGUGAAUUAUCAAACUCGGAAUCUGAGACAAAUAUUCAAGAUGUGAUAGUACAAAAUCUUGAAGAUGAUGAUUGUGAAGAGGAAUUAGAUGAAGAACAAAAGUGUGCUUUGAAGGAGAUGAAAAGAAUGGACAGUACGCAGAUAGAGAAGAAAAAACCAAUAUUCUCCAUUUUUAAUUAUGAGACACAUAUGGCAAAUCCAUCAUUUAGAGUUGGGAUGGUAUUUAAGAAUGCUAAAGUUUUUAGAGAGGCAAUUCAUCAAUAUGGAAUAAAGAAUGGCAGAGAUAUAAGCUUCCCAAGAAAUGAUAAAGAUAUAAUUCGGUCUAAAUUUAAAGGCAAUUGUCCUUGGGUUUUAUAUGCUUCUCAAUUUGAUAGCAAAAAUCCGACUCUCAAGGUUAAGACCUAUGUUAAUAAACAUGCAUGCGGUAGAAUUAAUACGAAUACAAAUGCAACUAGCACAUGGAUACCAAAGACAUACAGUGAAAGUUUACAACCAGGCAAGCAAUUUUCUUGUGGUGAUUUUUUGGCUAAAGUAACGAAAGAUUUUCGUAUCACAAUCACCAAGACCCAAGUUUACAAGGUAAAGAAAAAGGGAGCAAUAUUCUUGGAAGGGUCAAUGAAAGAUCAAUAUGGGAAGUUAUGGGACUAUGCUGAAGAAUUAAGAGCAAGAAACCUAGGUAAGCAUACAUUCAAAAGAAUUUAUGUUUGUUUAGCUGCACGCAGAAGAGGGUGGAAAUCAGGGUGCAGACCUAUUAUUGGUUUGGAUGCAUGUAACACGAAAGGGCUUUACAAGACACAAAUUUUGUUAGCAUUAGGCAUAGAUGCUGACAAUAGUUACUACCCUAUUGCUUAUGCCAUUGCUGAGAAGGAGACCUUUGCAACAUGGAAAUGGUUCUUGCAAUAUUUACAAGUUGACUUGGACUUGUACAAUAGCAGCUCCAUAACAUUCUUAAGAAUACAGAUGGCGGAUAAAAGAGAUGACAAAGAGAAACAUCAGAAAAAGGAACGAAAUAUUCAAAAUCCAGAGAGGUAUCAAGUUUGGCUUAGAUCGCUUGAGAAAAAUAAAGUUCUCGUGACAGAGCUGGACCAACAGAUUGCCAAAAAGAUAUGGUUUGACAAAAAGUAA
Molecule: messenger RNA, 1275 nt
Organism: Humulus lupulus (European hop)
Lineage: Eukaryota; Viridiplantae; Streptophyta; Magnoliopsida; Rosales; Cannabaceae
Exons: 5
Coding region: 1-1275 (424 amino acids)
Source: RefSeq, a predicted model, not a curated record